Messenger RNA from Sphaeramia orbicularis (orbiculate cardinalfish), 1971 nucleotides. Its product is annotated as exosome RNA helicase MTR4-like. Gene Ontology annotation, molecular function: ATP binding; nucleic acid binding. Gene Ontology annotation, cellular component: nucleus. Gene Ontology annotation, biological process: maturation of 5.8S rRNA. The transcript is spliced from 18 exons. Bases 4 to 1971 code for a protein of 655 amino acids. The record is from RefSeq and is a predicted model, not a curated record. NCBI's taxonomy places the organism in Eukaryota, Metazoa, Chordata, Actinopteri, Kurtiformes, Apogonidae.
AUCAUGGCGGACGCCUUUGGUGAUGGAUUGUUCAGCGUGUUUGACGAUGAUCAACCAACUACUACAAGCAAAAAAGCACCAUCCUCUGCAGCUCCUGAAAUAGGAAAAUCUAUAAGUAAAAAUGGAUCUGAUAGGGAUGCUGGUCCUUCUGCUCGAGGCAAGAGGGAGGCAGACAGUGAUGGUGGAGAGGAGGUGAUGCUUGGGAAGAAGGCUCGGCAUGAGGCAGCCUCUUCUAAUGACCUGAAUCUUGCAGAGUUUAUGCCCCAAGUCAAAGUAGAGCCAGUUGAGACGGUGGAAGGAUGCUCCCAUGAGGUUGCUCUGCCUUCAUAUGAAGAAUAUAAACCUCUCAAACCUAGAGUGGGAAAGGCAGCUAAGGAGUAUCCUUUUGUUCUUGACCCUUUCCAGCGUGAGGCCAUCCUGUGUAUUGAUAAUAACCAGUCUGUGCUUGUGUCUGCACACACGUCUGCUGGCAAAACUGUUUGUGCUGAAUAUGCCAUAGCCCUGGCCCUCAGAGAAAAGCAGAGGGUGAUCUUCACCAGCCCCAUCAAAGCCCUGUCCAAUCAGAAAUACAGGGAGAUGUAUGAAGAGUUCCAGGACGUAGGACUGAUGACUGGAGAUGUGACCAUCAACCCCACCGCCUCCUGUCUCGUCAUGACAACAGAGAUCUUGAGGAGCAUGCUUUACCGAGGCUCUGAAAUCAUGAGGGAAGUAGCGUGGGUCAUAUUUGACGAGAUUCACUACAUGAGAGAUGCAGAGCGUGGUGUGGUGUGGGAGGAGACCAUCAUUCUUCUUCCUGACAACGUGCAUUAUGUAUUCUUGUCCGCCACCAUCCCCAAUGCCAGACAGUUUGCUGAAUGGAUUUGCCACCUACAUAAGCAGCCUUGCCAUGUAGUGUACACAGACUACCGUCCCACUCCACUGCAACAUUAUAUAUUUCCAGCAGGGGGCGAUGGACUCCAUCUGGUAGUGGAUGAGAAUGGAGACUUCAGAGAAGACAAUUUCAACACAGCUAUGCAGGUCCUGCGAGACGCUGGGGAUUCUGGGAGCAGCAGUGGAGGCAAGUGGGAUCCGAGAGGACGGAAAGGAGGCACUAAAGGUCCAUCCAGUGUGUUCAAAAUAGUCAAAAUGAUCAUGGAGAGGAACUUCCAGCCCGUCAUCAUUUUCAGCUUCAGUAAAAAAGAGUGUGAGGCCUACGCUCUGCAAGUGGCCAAACUGGACUUCAACAGAGAUGAGGAGAAACGUCUGGUGGAAGAAGUGUUCAACAACGCAGUGGACUGUCUGUCAGAUGAAGACAAGAAACUCCCUCAGGUGGAGCACGUGCUGCCACUGUUGAAGAGAGGAAUAGGAAUCCAUCAUGGAGGUCUCCUUCCUAUUCUGAAAGAGACUAUUGAGAUCCUUUUCUCUGAAGGUCUACUGAAGAACACGGACCUGACCAGCACAGCAGGUUACGAUGCCAUUAUCCAGUAUCACAGCGACUGCAGGAGGACGUGCAAAGAGGUGGAGGAGUUCAUGAAAGCAAGGCGGCGAUUCGUUGGCGCAUGUUUUGGACUAGGCGUCGGAUGGUGUCCUGCAGAAUCCUGUUCCACUCUUGCUGUAGUGCCUGGAUCAGCUGCUGCCUGGCUACGCCUGGCUAGACUGAACACGUUAGCCUCGCUCACCUCAGCUGGCGCAAAACAUGAGAGACGAGGCCAGAAACUGGAGGAAUUUCGAGAAAAACAACGAGAAGCCAGAAAGAAGGUUUGCACUUUUACCAGCAGCGUCGAAGAAACCUAUGAGCAGAAGUGCAGAGAUAAAGAAGAAGCAGACCAGAAUGUGAAUCGAAACACCAACAACACCAAGCACAUGACAGCUUAUGCAAAAGCACAGCAGGCCAAACAGAACGCAGAAGAAGCAGGUACGCUGAAAAAAAACAGCUCCUCUGUACCUCCUCACCUACAUUUGGACUUGGGUAAAGAAAUGUGUAAGAAAUAG